AUGACUAACAAAUCAACAACAGCUGGAAUUAUUGAGAUUCCUAAACGAAAAACUACAAUGGUUAAAACAGAGAAACGUAAACUUCCGUUAAAGACGAAUUCAAAAAGAUCCGACUCUUCGAAUUCUAAUUCUAAUAAUUCAAUUUUGUCAACAAGCCCUUCAGGAAUAACAACAGAGGCUGCUUCGACAACAACUAACAAUCAAUCUAAAUCUCGUACAAUAACUAUAAAUGAUUCGUCAUCAGAAUCUAGUGAUAAUACUUUAGUAACAUCACCAACUCAAUUAACUUCAUCAUCGCCAUUACAACUAAAUAAUAUUCAUUUAACUGAGGAGGAAAUUAAAUUAAAACAACUUGAACAAGCAAAAAAGAUUUUAUUGAGACAACAAGAGGCACCAAGUUUCAGACAUGAAUUACAAUUAAAAGAAACAAAAGAACCUACAAGAGGUAGGUCACUACAAUCACUUAAACGUGACCAAUUAAGAUCUCCAAGUCCAAGUCCAAGGUAUACAUCUUCUCCAACUCCGCCACUUUUAUUAAAAAGAAGACAACAACAAAGUGACACCAAUUACUAUCAUGCAGAAUCAGAUGAUUCCAAUACAUCUAAUAAUAGUAGCAUAACAAAUAAGAAAACAGCUACUAAAAAACGUAAUAAUACACUCAAUGCCUCCAAGCCGGUAUGCACAUGUUUGAAACCUGAUAAUCCAUCAUCUAAAAAUUAUAUAAUUGUUUUGGAAUAUGCAGAAUCAGAUCUUUAUCAAUAUAUAAGCUUAAAUCCAAAUAUGUUAUGGUCGCUUAAGUUAGCAUUAUUAUGUGAUAUAUCUCGUGGAUUGAGUACAAUUCAUCAAUGUAAUCUGACUCAUAGAAAUUUUCAUGGUGGUAACAUCUUAAUAAUAAAAGAGGGAUUUGUUGUUAUAAGCGAUAUGGAAAUUAGAAUAUAUGGGGAUAGGGUUCACGAUAUUGAAUUAGCAAUAGAAAUAUGUGAUGGAUUAAAACCUAAACGUAUUGAUGGUAUACCUCAAUGCUGGAUAAAUUUAAUGGAACAAUGUUUAGACGUUGAUGCAACAAAAAGACCUGAUAUUUUGACCAUUCAUAGAAUUUUAGUUGAUUGGUUAAGAAAAAUCAUUGACACUCCUAAAUUACCUUAUAAAAUCAACACUGAUUUUGCGUUGGCGGAAAAUUACAGAUCACGUAAAUUAAGCAUCAAUAAAACAAAUGCAAAAAUGGUUCAAUCCACAUCAUCCUCAUUUUCAUUAACCAAGAAGAAGAAUAAUAACAAUAAUAAUAACAAUAAUCCAAAUGACGAAGAAAAACAUGACGAUAAAAAAGAUAAUAAGGAUAAAAGUAAUACGCAGGAAGAUAUUAAUGAUGAAAAGGAGAAAAAUGAAAAAGACCAAAUAAUUAAAGAACAAAUAAACAAUAAUUACGAAAAAGGUGUGAUGUUACAGGAAAGGAAGGAAGAGGAGGAAGAAAAGCAAAAAAGAAUAAAAGUUGAUGAAUUACUGUCGAAACCAAUCUAUCACAGUCAAUUAUACGACUUUGGAGAUGAACAAUUUCUUGAUUUCAUGACGAAUUUAACAGAAUCAGAAGUUGGUAGUACGUAUGAACCACCUCAAUCUCCAUCAAAUGAAAGUACAAGCAGUAGUAAAGUUACUUGCGGCGAAUUAGAGAGCAUGUCAAUUACAAAUACAACUGAUGAUAUAUAA
Messenger RNA from Entrophospora sp. SA101, 1704 nucleotides. Lineage: Eukaryota; Fungi; Glomeromycota; Glomeromycetes; Entrophosporales; Entrophosporaceae. The record is from the annotation of a GenBank genome assembly.